AUGGUGGAAGAAGGAAAUGAGGAAGAAACUGUGCAACUUAGAACGCUCACUUGGAGAAUAUUAAAUAAUCCUGAUUUGCAUGAAUUUUUUAAGAGUGUUUUUAAUCGCUGUGAUACGGAUAAAGAUGGUCUGGUAAGCGUCAACGAACUGAGAAAAUUUUUAGAAAUGCAGGAAGAGGUUGAGAUUCCAGAUGAUGUAUUAGAAAGUAUUUAUACGAAGUUCGACACGAACAAAGAUCGGCAACUAGACUUCGUUGAAUUCUUGGAACUCUUUACAAAUAGGACUUUUAAAGAAACGUUUUAUAACGUUGCAAAUAAAAUAUUAAAAUUCGUCGUCCUCCCUCCGAAAAAUAGAAAUACACCACAGCUACAGCGGACCAUCACCUUCACUGGAGCCUACGAACGACAGUUCAAAUGCAGAGCGAAUAUUCUUGGAAUGGCUGUAUUAUCCAUUAUUCAACUAAUCUGUUUCUAUGCAAAUUCGACGUAUAAGAGGCCAAAUGUCUUAUCAAAUGCAUUACGAUUCCAUCCUUGCAAGAAGAGGCAGGUGUACAGAUACUUCACUUAUUUACUGUUGCAUGCUGACAACAUGCAUCUGUAUGGUAACAUAGUCAUACAGAUUCUCAUUGGAGUACCCUUAGAGAUGGUUCACAGUUGGAGGGUGGUCGUGAUUUAUGUGGCAGGUGCUUUUGGAGGCUGUUUAACUCAUUCUGUGCUUGAUAGAUCAACAACUUUGGUUGGAGGGAGUGGUGGAGUAUUUUCAUUCUUUACUGCUCACAUUGCUGCAGUUAUUUUGAAUUGGAGGGAAUGGACGCAUCCAAUAGUCCACGUACUCGUCUUCGGAGUAGUCGUCGUCAUUGACGUAUUCUACAAGAUAUUUGGUCAUACUGAAGUUGGAGACGAGACCAGCUACUUGAGCCACGCAGGCGGUGCUGUGGUUGGGUUGUUAUUUGGAGUUAACAUUUUGCGGAAUAUCAGAGAAACAAAAUUAGAGAACGAUUUGUGGUAUAUCUGUCUGGUAACUUUAGGAGCACUGACAAUAACUUUCAUCGUCUUGGAUUUUAAACUGCCCAUGGAAAUUGACUGUUGCAAUGUGAACAUCACCAUGAAAUCUGAGAAUUUAGAGUUUGUUAAUCGUACAAUUUUUAAUAGUUGA
Diabrotica balteata is the source of this 1155-nucleotide messenger RNA. The record is from the annotation of a GenBank genome assembly. NCBI's taxonomy places the organism in Eukaryota, Metazoa, Arthropoda, Insecta, Coleoptera, Chrysomelidae.